UGUGGACAUAUCUAAGAGAUUUCAGAUUUUAAAAUUUUAUUAAUAUAACCUGUGCUUUGAUGUUUAAAAUAUCAAGGGGAGCCAAACCUUUUGGUGGGGAUAUGUUUAUCUCAGAAAGGAUGCAUGCAGUUGUGAGUUAAAGUAGAUGAAAUUAUCAGCGAGAAAAGGGGUGUAAAUACGCUCUGAGUGAACUUGGCACCUGUUCUAAUCACAGAGUAUAUUUGGACCUUGUGUGACUUAAUUCCCAUUAAGCACACAAUAUCCUCCUUAUAAAGCAAUUGGCUUGUAGCUAUUGCUAGACUUUGUUUGUCUCUCUUGGAAGAUUGAGCACAGCAGUCAGUGGUCUGGUUCACGUCUGCAAAGAGCCCCUAUUUAUUGUUCUUAGGUCAGGGCCCUAUGAAGUUAAACUGUUUCUAACUGGGCUUGAACAUGACCAGUAUGAUAUUUUGGUCAGUCAUGAGAUAACGCAUGUAGGACAGUGCAUGGUUAAAAGCUCGUUAGUUUAAAAGCCUGACAGAAUAAGAAAGAUUUCACUUGCUAGUGGAAGACGUGAGGGAGCCAUAUUAGGUCCCUCGGGAGAGAGUUUCAGAGUAUGAAAGCAGACACCCAAAAGGCCCUCUUCCUUCUCCCCACCAAACAUGCUUGGGAAGUGACCUUGGAGGUGUCUAUGGACAACGCCAGCUCUUUGGCUUAGAAUUGAAGAUGAGCACCAACCUCCAGAGUCGGACAUGACUAGACUUAAUGUCAAGGGAAAACCUUUACCUAACCUACAGGUUGAAUAUUCUUUUCAGGGACCAGAAAUCUUCAAUAUUUUGGAUUUUGAAAUACUUGUGUGUCCAUAAUCUACUUUGGAGAUGAGACCCAAGUCUAAACACAAAAUUCAUUUAUGUUUCAUGUACACCUUAUACGCAUAGCCUGAAGGUAAUUUUAUGAACAAUAUUUUAAUAGUGUUGUACAUGAAACAAAGUUGGUGUACAUUGAACCGUAAGAGGCGAAGGUGCCAAUAUCUCAGCAGACCAUUCUGGAGUACAGAAUUUCUGAUAAGAUAGUGGACAAGGUGGAACAAUGGUCUCAUAAGAAGAAACUGUUUAAUUCAAAGUGUAAGUGGUGUGCUAAAUUAUGUAUUUUUAUAUUCUGUAGAUAUCCUUAGGCUAAGGUUUUGGGGUGGAUAAUGGACAAUGGCUGAACACCUAAACUAUGACAUGCCCAAAUAUGUGAGCAACAUUGUCCUCAUCCACUAGCAUUUUUGUGAGAUUUAAGUGUAUAGCUGCCCAUCCAAUUUAGGACUAAAUAGGCUAUUGUUGCUUUAUUUCUGCUAAUGUAGGAUGUCUGGAUAGAGCUUCCAACAAAUGAAGUCUGGAGUGGGGAAGGGAAAUGGUUAUUCAUUCAGUGAGGAUCUCUCUCAUUCCACACUGCCCACUUUUCCCCAUCUGUCUCUUUGUCUCGCCUGACAUCAGUGCAUGUUUUCGAUUUAUAAUUUAGAAAGACUUGGAUUUGAUGGUUGGAUUAGUUAACAGUGCCACAGCAUGUGGUAAAACUAAUAUUGUGCAGAAGAAUCUUAUCUAGAAUUUGAUCUUAUAUUCUGAUGUCAAACUGACCUUUCCUGUACAAACAGUUCUUGCAACAACAAAACCAACUGUUUCUUGUUGGACCCAUGCAAAGAAUAUUAGGAAGCAUCCUUAAAAAGGAAGUGAAGAAUAGUUAUGGGAAGAUUGUGUUUGUGUUCAUUUCCGACUUACUGGAGAUGGGAACUAUAUUUUUCCUUUGCUUGUGUGUGGAGGGUGAGUUCUGAAGUAACCCUGUUACAAAAAUGUCUUGUGGCUUUGCAAAGUGGGAUGCAGUCUGUGAAACUUAUGCCAUGUAAAACUUGCUAGUCUUUAAAGUAGUGCAAGAGUCUGCAGGGUUUAUCUAACACAUGAACUUACAGCAUAGUAUUAAGUUAUAACAACCUGUUAGACAACUGCCCCCACCUCGUGCCCAUGCCUCUCGUCUUCCUGCAUUUUUGAGGGUUGCACAUCUGACUUCCACUUUACAGAAGAGUAAUCCAGGGUAUGAAACAGGAGAUCAUCUCAACCCUUUGAGGGUCAGCACUCAAGCUGACUUUGGCUGUUCUACUGACUAUUGUGUGCUGCGCCCUCUGAAGACCAGCCAAGGGCAUAUCUAAUAAAAUCCAUAAACAUUUCCUGUUCAUGCAGUUCUCUUAACUAAAACAACAAUUCAGAGGUGUUGACUGUAGUGACUGUGUAGAUCCUGGAGAUGCUUUGACGUAAUCCUUGGGUAUUUAAAUUUCAGUUGUGAACUCUUUGGGGUAGAGAUUAUAGAGAUUGAUGGUGUUGUUCAUAUAAUAUGCCCAUUGAAUCAUAUGAACUAAAACUUAGCAAGCUUAGAUGAUAUAAAAUAAAUAAUUCCAUCCCUUUCACUAGCAUUGUGUGAUGGUUUAGGCUUUGGACUAUAGUGUUGGGGGACUAAGGUUCAAAUCUCUGGUCCAUUAUGGAAACUGGGUGACCUUGGGAAAGUCACACUCUCUCAACCUCAAAAAAGGGAACAGGCAAACCGCUUCUGAACAAGAAAACACCAGAUCAGAUAGUGACUUGAAGGUAUAUAACAAAUAACAAAAUACUUUUUACCUAAGCCUCCAUCUCAGGUUAGUCUUUCAUAGAGCUGUAUCUAUAAACCUCUGUCUCAUAGAAGUAAGAUGCUAUGGAGAGGUCUGGAACUAAACUAUAAUGACAUCUGGAGGGUAUAUAUUGCUUAUGCUUAAAGGAUCACACUCCCAUGUAUGGAAAGAUAAGGAAGACAAUACAUGUUCUUGCUAUUGUUAUUAGUUGUAAUUUUCAACUCUGACAUAGACCACUUCUACAUUGCCAUACAUAAUCCAGAUUACCUGCUUCAACUGGAUUCUGUGGCAGUGUAGACAAAUAUAAUCCAGUUCAAAGCAGAUAAUCUGGAUUCAUGGUAGUGUAGAAGUGGCCUUACAAAAAUCCAAUGAAUGAGAAACCCCUGAGAUGAAAGGUUGUGACUCCUUUGAUUUCAUCUACCCACCAGAUCUCUUCUUUUCCCACUGUCCCCCACACUUUACCCAACAUCAUGAUUUUUAAUAAGUCAUGUUGUCUCAUGAUAUGUCUAAUCUUAAGUUUCAUUAUUUUUGGUUUCUAGGAAGAAUUUGGCUUUAUCUCUAAUGAACACGCUGGUGGAUGAGGUUAUGGUGACAUGCUACCAAUUCACAACCACCUAGGCAGAUCUUAUCAGAUCUUAUCUGAUAUUUUCCCCAAGAUUUGACAGAAGUAUGAUAUUCUUUAUACUUAAAUCAUAGUGCUUCUCUGGUACCUUCCUCAUUGUUACCUUCCUCAUCUUUCUAUUUCUGUGGCUUAGUCAUUCUUCUCUAAAUUGUCAUAAGAGCACAUAAAAGGUCAGUAUACACAAACUUGCCCUUCCCAUGGGUCAUUUUCUGCUUUAAAGUGGAUUAUAUGAGUCUUCACUGCCAUAUCAUCUGAGAUAAACAGAAAACCUGGGAUCCUAUCCUGGGAUAUAGAGCGUCUGGAGGGACCCACAGUAUCUAUACCCCUUUGCAAAAUACUAAUUUCUGACUUUGGAACCUAUAUUAAAAUACUAUUGUUUAGAGCCCUUGUCAUAGCCACUCAUCUGACGCACGAUUUCUUUGACAUUUAGACCUUUGGAGGAUUCAAAUAGAGAUGAGGAACAAAUAAUGUGCUAUCUCGGAUGGCAACUUUGCCCAUAACUGCCACUAAUACAGUUUGGGUUCCCAGCAUAAAAAAACCCAACAUGUUGAAAUUCUAUUAAAAAAGCUUCAGCACUCAUAACAUGCAGGAAAAGCAUAUGGCAAUAAUUAAAAGAUGCAUGUGUGAAAGACAGUUGGCGACACAAAACUUCCCUCUUUCCCUGCAGGAGAACAGUGUGCAACCGCUUCUCGUCUCUGCUAAUGAUUUCAUAACUUCCAGAACUUUGGCUAGCUUGUAAAUAUUUUCCAAAUGAAUUUUGAGGAGGCAGCCAUGAGUAACUAUAGCAAUGGGUAAGAAUGGUUUGACGUGGAGAGUCUAGCAGCAUUGCCAUAAGACAACUUAAACACUUAAAGGGUGGCAUAAUAUGGUUGCCAAGAUAUUAAAUCCAAAUUCUGUAUAUCCUGCCCAAGAGGGGUGCAGGAGAUGGGAUAACAAUGAGAAGUAGCAGGCUGAGAGGGAAUGGCUAAUGUAGCAAAAGUUCUAAAUGGAGGUAUGUAGUUUAGUACCAGAUGGGAACUGGUUAUUUAGCUAGCAGCACACUGGUUUCACUGUGCCUCGCUUCCACUUGAUAUCACUGAUACAAGCUUACUUAAAUCACAUGUUCUUAUCUGGUUUCCCUUCUGAACCACUGAACACGUUGAUUUUCAAAAGCUUAAACCCAAUAUAUCUAUAACAGGCUAAAAUAACCAUAGUACCAUCUUUACUGAGUUGGUAAAAAGGAUGUAAAGAAUGACACAUCAAUGUGUGCAUGUGUGUGUAUAAUGUUAACUUCCAUAUCACAUAGUUUAAUCGUUUUAUGUUUCUCAGUCAUGUCAACAGUGCCCUUGGAUGCUAUCAGCUGUUCAAAUGCUACUCAAAAUACACAUAACUUCAGCCUUCUGUUCGUGAGCUUUCAGUCCUCAGUACAGUAGACCCUUAGUAUCCUUUGAGGUUUGAUUCCAGGACCCCAGUGGAUACCCCAGUCUAUGGAUGCUCAAGACCCAUUAUAUAUAAUUACACAAUAAAAUGGUGUCCCUUAUAUAAAGCGGAGAGCAACGCAAACAAAUACCCGAGAGAGCCAGAGGAUGUCUGAAAUGGUGGUGGGUUAUGCCAGAAUAUGUCUACACAUCAGUGUAGUGCUCAAUGCAUGGCUAAAUCAAGGUUCACUUUUUGGAUUUUUCAUCCCUGAAUUUUUUUGUGCCAUGGUUGGUUGAAUCCAUGGAUGCAGAAGCCGUGGAUUUGGAGGGCUGACUGUAAAUAAUACUGGAGCUCUUUUGAUCCAAAUUUUCUGCAGUCUUUUGCUAGGUGUUGGCUAGAUGGAAUAUACAAGCAAGUGGUGAGAGGAUUUUGCUGUUUAGAUGCCGUUAUUCUUUCUUCGAUUGCAUAUACACCCGAAGAAGGCUUUGAAAUAAGUAUUGCCCCAAACAUUUUGAGGCUUUUAGCUCUUGAACUUUAUUUUUUACCAUCUUGAAACAUGGCCCCUUCCUCCUUUACCCAGGGUUUUUUUUUUUUACUCUUUUGCCUUUUCUCCUUCCUCUGUUCCCAAUUGGCUGUUCACCAAAAGUAGAGGAGACGUAGGUCUGGCUACAAAGGCUUUCACUGUCUCCUUUAAAGUGCCUCAUAUUGGAAGUGGUUCUCUCUUUUUCCUUCUCCUUUAAUCUAGGAGAACCUUCUGUUUUUCACAUAUUACCACAGUUAAAGACGACUUUGCCCUCUUGUUUCUUGAGAAGACCAGAGAAGAGGAGCCUAGGCCACUGCACUCAUGUAACCAGCUCCUGAGAUCAGUAUGCUUUCUGUAAAUGCCUUUGUUCUUAUUGCAUUUGUCAUUAUACAAAAAUGUUAUUGUGGUUUUAACUGUACACUACAUUGAACUGAAUGCCUUGGUAUAAAUAUGCAGUUCAUAAUUUAAUUGAUCUGGCAGUAAAUGUUCUCCCUAAACUGUACAGUCUUGGUUCAAAUGUUCCCUUAAUCUUCUUAUCUUGGUCACUCUAGUAUCUGACCAUAAGGAAUGACUCUAUUUUUGCCAUCUUGUUACCUCUCUGGGCCCCUACCUCUUAACUUUAGCACUCUAACCACUCAGUACACUGGGAGCAUGAACUAAGCUGAGAAUAACAGCAUUAUAAAGAUCAGAUUCUUUAAUGAAGUUCAGAGGUGUGAGGGACUACAUCUUUUAGUGCUAUUCUUCUAGCACCAAAUUUCUGUCCAUUGCAAUAACACUGGUUUCAUCCUUGUGCAUGUACAGUAUGACCCCCUUUCUACAGGAGAUAUGUUUCAGGACUCCCACCCCCACACCCCAUGGAUAACUGAAACAAUGGAUAACAGUGAUCUCUAUAUUUUAACUAUACUUGUGGCAGAAGCAUACCAUAGAAUCACACCGAAGAACCUAAAAAGGCUGACAAAUGCUUCUAUGUGGGAAUAUGUUUUGGAGUGUAGCUAACACAUAGAUAAGAGGGUCAUAUUGUAUCAGAUUCAGUCCUUUGAUUUUGCUUGCUCAGAACAUCUUUCCUUGAACCAUUAUGAGUUCAUUAAAUGGUUUUUCUUUUAGUGUCUCCUAAGGAGUCUUGCUUUCUUGUUGGAUGCUCUUGAGCAGAGGUGGGGAAAGUGGCUUUCCAGGAUUACUUUGACGGCCUCCCAGGACUCCCCACUUUUUUACCUUUGGGAAAUGUUGGGUCAAUUUUGCCAUUUUUUUUACCAUCCCCUGUCUGUUUUAGGUCCAGAAAGUAACAGGAAGCUGUUAUAGUAUUUCAGAAAUUAAGCAUCUGCACACACUUUUUCUAACUAUAGACUAAACUUCUAGAAUCUAGUUGUUUAAUCUAGAGUUAUAGAUAUCUAUAGAAAAGGAUUAUCCAUCCCCAAAUGAAAGGAGCAUACAGCGGGCCCUUGGUAUAUGCUGAAGUUUGGUUCCAAGACCCCUGUGGAUACAAAAAUCCGCGGAUGCACAAAUCCCAUGAUAUAUAAUGGCAUAGUAAACUGGUGUCCCUUAUAUAAAAUAACUUUUUAGGUUUUUUUAACUUAAAAAAAUAUUUUCAGGCCAUGGAUAGUUGAAUCUGUGGAUAUGAAAAGCCAACUGCAUUUUCUAGAUAUAAUUUUCUAGAUAUCAUUUAUCUCAGCAUCGACAUGCAUCAACUUUUGGAGUUAAGAAACUGCUUUCCUACAUGUUUCAGCAUGUGACCCCUUCAACUGUUAAUGAUAACUAUAUCUGGUAUGAAACUAUCUGGGUGUGAUGGAAAUGAUGAGCCCAGCCCUUGAACUUAUUAUUGUAUUUGUGCACUGAAUACCUCCUUCAGAGUCUGUUGAUGAUGCCUCUUCUCUGCCCUUUAGGCAGUAUAUUUUUCCUCUAAGUCCUGUUGAACUGCUUAACUGGAACAUUUGUUACUGCUGGUUGUCUAUUUUGAUUGGGAUGGAAGAGGUGAGCAUUAGCCUCAUAGCUGGUGGGCUCUUAUGCUUGCCAGAAGCGUUAUGGUUUCAUCUCAAACAAGUAACCACACCUUCUAUUCUAGAUGCUGCAUCAUGCUUGAUUAGCAGCCAGAAGAAUGCUUUGGGUUGGUUUUGAACAUAAAUAGUUUGAUGUCAUGGAACCAAGUCCCAGGGCUGGAUUUCCAAGCCCUGGACUUGGAGUCAUAACAUAAAUAAUCCUGGAAGCACCUGGCAGAAGAAGAUAGAAGAGCCUGGGAACUCGGGGUUGAAAGUAUAAACAAUUAUAAUUGGUAGAGUGUGUGGGAAUAGUAGAAAUGUGAUACAGGGGGUGGGGUUUGAUGAUGAUAUUUGCGUGUGGUGUUACGUUGCAUCAGAGGUGAUAAAAAUGAUUGUAUGUAAACAUUAGGUCAUUCUCGACUUUUUCCAAAGUCAUGUAUUCUUCAAUAAAGAUUGGAUUUGAGAGCAGCUAUCUUUGAUCUGCGUUCAGACUGGUCCUUUGAAGUGAGCCCGACAUUUAAGUCGAGAAUCCCGUUCUCACCCUCCUGCGGAUUCGCAGUGAAGUGAUAAUGAGUGGAGAAGGCGAUCAAAGCCUAAAUGGAGCAGAGAGGCCUUUGCCAGGGGCCCGGCCGUUGGGGGAAGAGACGCUGCAAGCCAUAGCUUCCUCUACGGGGUACCCCAGGCCGAACGGCGUGACCCAGAGGAUUCCCAGAGGAGGAAGAGGCGUCUCUGCGGCUGCAGAAACCAGUUGGGGAUCUGGAGGAAGCAUGCCGGAGACCGUGGCCCUGCGGUUAUCAAUCCUGGAAACUAAUUUAUCCAGGCUGUCGGAAACCGUGGGGAGGUUGGUGCCACUAUUGGAAGAGAAUCUCCAGAAGGAGCCCACCCGAUAUGGCGCCGAGAGAGAGCCAAGUAAAGAAGAAGCUUGGAGCCAGAGGGGCCAGCGCGCCUCAACGCGGAGCCCCGUGGCGGCGAGGGGCGAGGGGGAUGAGGAAUACUGGCAGGAACUGGAGUUCCGAGACAGAAUGGCGCGCGAAGUGGAGCGCCAGCAAGCUCUGGGAACUCUGAGGCCGCCAACUCCAACAGGACUUCCAACCCCCCGAAUGGGCGUCGGGGUGGAAAGACCAAUGGGGCCAGGGAUCGGGUCCAGUGGAUUGGCGGACGAGGGUGGAGAGGAGCCGGAGAUCCAGGAAGAGGAGGAGGAUGUGCCGUACGACGAGGGAAGGCGAGGUGCGGGGGCUACAGCGAGGCCCGCAUUCGGAUGGGUGGAAGGGCCGACAGCAGCGGCAGAAUUUCGGGAGCCGCACGGAACGACCGCCGGAGUGGGGCGCGGCGUAUUCAAAGGGGCCGUCCAAGGAAACCCGAUGCAACCCUUCCCCAUGCCUCCCAGACAGCAUCAACGGGCCGCAGAAUGGAUGCAAAGGAGGGAAGAGCUCAAACUGGAAUACGGAGGGGAAUCAUCUGAACUGAACUUUUUCCUCAUUAGCAUCAGAGGAUAUAUGGAAGACAAUGCACACACAUUCCCCUCCGAAGGAAGCAUGGUUCGGGCCAUCGGCAACACACUAAAGAGAGGAGCAGCCAGCUGGUAUGUGCAACUACAUGCCAGACGCGACCCGUGCCUGAGGUCAGUACCCCGCUUCCUCGCCGCACUAGAAAACCGGUUCAGAGACCGGCUAGAGAAAUUGAGGGCUCGAGACCAGCUUAAAGGAAUAAAGCAGAGGGACAAAACGGUGCCCGAGUACGCAGAGGAAUUCCUCCAUCUCGCGGAAAGGGUGCCAGAGUGGUCUGAAGUGACCAAAGUGGAGAUAUUCAAAGAGGGACUACGCCCCGAGGUUUUCAGUUGGGCAGCGCACAGAGACGACCCAGAAACACUCCAGGGCUGGAUACAACUAGCGGGGCGCGUCGAAUCCACCCUGGCCCAAGUAAAGCGUUUCAGGGGCGGCGGCGGCCAGCAAAGACUGGUGGCGAGGGGUCGAGGAGAAACGAGGAAGCAGGAAAGGCCCGGAGGGAGGCCGGGGAUCCCCUUCAAAGGAGAUGACAACAAACCCAAGCCGGGAUGCUUUGUAUGUGGGAAGACGGGCCAUCGAGCAGCAGAAUGUUGGGCCCGGAAGGGGGAGCCGCCAAAACCCUCAAAGCCCAAGCCAGCAGCCGGGAGACGAGCGGAGGAGGAGGUGCGAGCCCCAGAAUCUCCGGAAAGGCUGAAUUGUGAUGAAAGAAGCACCGAAGAGGAGGAUGGAGAAAAAGAGGGCGCCAUGUCAUGGAACCAAGUCCCAGGGCUGGAUUUCCAAGCCCUGGACUUGGAGUCAUAACAUAAAUAAUCCUGGAAGCACCUGGCAGAAGAAGAUAGAAGAGCCUGGGAACUCGGGGUUGAAAGUAUAAACAAUUAUAAUUGGUAGAGUGUGUGGGAAUAGUAGAAAUGUGAUACAGGGGGUGGGGUUUGAUGAUGAUAUUUGCGUGUGGUGUUACGUUGCAUCAGAGGUGAUAAAAAUGAUUGUAUGUAAACAUUAGGUCAUUCUCGACUUUUUCCAAAGUCAUGUAUUCUUCAAUAAAGAUUGGAUUUGAGAGCAGCUAUCUUU
Molecule: messenger RNA, 9706 nt
Organism: Anolis carolinensis (green anole)
Lineage: Eukaryota; Metazoa; Chordata; Lepidosauria; Squamata; Anolidae
Exons: 2
Coding region: 7703-9439 (578 amino acids)
Molecular function (GO): nucleic acid binding; zinc ion binding
Source: RefSeq, a predicted model, not a curated record